Molecule: messenger RNA, 4925 nt
Organism: Alosa alosa (allis shad)
Lineage: Eukaryota; Metazoa; Chordata; Actinopteri; Clupeiformes; Clupeidae
Product: SUN domain-containing ossification factor-like
Exons: 24
Coding region: 95-4150 (1351 amino acids)
Biological process (GO): protein folding in endoplasmic reticulum; regulation of bone remodeling
Cellular component (GO): membrane; cytoplasm
Source: RefSeq, a predicted model, not a curated record
CUUGAACACAGGAGGGAACCGCUGAGCACACAGUACAUGACAGCUACUCCUGACCAACUGGGUGACUUAGUAGAAGUGGAAUUGUAUCAACUGAAUGUACAUAUUCGUUCUUAACGAAAAAACGGCAGGUCAAGAACAACUGUGCUUAAACCGAAAGGAUGUUGGUCACCAUAAGAUAAUGAAGCGCUGGACUGUAGUGAUAUGUGCGAUCGUUGUUGCAGUACUAUGCUGGCACCCUGUUGGGCAUGUGUGUUGUUCUGAGCAGAGGCUGGCAGCCCUCCAGGCCCAGGGCCAACCCACACAGGACACCAGUAGACCGCAGGACCCCUCAGACCAGGCAGACACAGGACAGACGGUUGAGUUGUCCACUGCCCAGGAGACGGUCAGCCCGUCUGAACCCAGCGUACUGACAGAAGGCGGCCAUGUGGAGGAGGAAGCAUGGACUCUGGAUCACGCAGAGACUGGGAACUUAAAGCAGACCACAGAGGUGAUGGUAAGGGCAGACGAGCCCGUGCUGGAGUGGGAGGUGGUGGCUGACCCCAAGCAGGACUUGGAGCCUCCUGUCCCUGAGCCCCAGGGCCAUACUGAGCACCAGCAGCAGCAGCAGCAGCAGCAGCAGCAUUAUUCCACAGCCACCAGUGAGCCUGCCAUGGCCUUGCCUGCCUCUCCCAGCAUCAACCCGGAUGGCAAAGCGUCUCCCAGCUCUCCUACCGCAUUAGAAUCAGCUGCCGAUAGUGCCAUAGAGUCCUUAGUGGCUGACCCCUCCACUCCUCCAGUGUCCAGCACAGACUCUCCCCCAACUGACUGUGAGGCAAUAGAAAGACCCUCUUAUAGUGAUGUGUUGACAGAUCUUCCAGUGCUGGAGAACACCAGUACACCAGGAGGAGGGAAGGGGACCAGUACCAAGGUGGAUGCCUCAGCCGUGCAAUCGGGCCAGGGCAGCAACACCUCCUCCCACCUGCAGAAAGACAAGGGCAUGGGCGGACAGAUUGCCAAGGAAGUGGACUCUUCGGCAGCAACCAAGGACCCGGAGGACAUCCCCACUUUUGAUGAGUGGAAGAAGAAGAUGAUGGAAGUAGAGAUAGAGAAAAGUCAGACCACACACACAUCCUCUAAUGGGGCAACACACGUGGCAAAGAAGGUCCAAAAUAACUUGAACAACUACGCAUCGGUAGAAUGUGGGGCCAAGAUUUUAUCAGCAAACCCUGAAGCCAAGAGCACCUCUGCCAUUCUAAUGGAGAACAUGGACCUGUACAUGCUGAAUCCCUGCAGCAACAAGAUCUGGUUUGUUAUUGAGCUCUGUGAGCCCAUUCAGGUGAAGAAACUUGACAUUGCCAACUUUGAACUCUUCUCCUCCACACCCAAGGACUUCCUGGUGUCCAUCAGUGACAGGUACCCAACGAAUAAGUGGGUCAAGCUGGGUACAUUCCAUGGCCAUGAUGAACGCACAAUCCAGAGCUUUCCACUGGAUGAACAUCUCUUUGCCAAAUAUGUCAAGAUGUUCACCAAGUACAUAAAGGUGGAGCUGCUCUCUCACUUUGGCUCGGAGCACUUCUGUCCUCUCAGCCUCAUCAGGGUAUUUGGCACCAGCAUGGUGGAGGAAUAUGAGGAUGAGAUUUCGGAUCCUUUAGAGAGAACCGACAUCGUGGAUGAUGAUGAGGAUUACCCUCCUGGGUAUGUGCCAUCAGAGGCUAAAUCAUCUAAUAACAUUAUUGGAUCUGCAAAGGAUGCCAUCCUGAACAUGGUCAACAAUAUCGCAGACAAAGUGCUAGGAGGCAGCCCAGACGGAAGAGAUGGUAAUGGCACUGCAUCAGCUGUGAACGAGUCUGGUUCAGCUCCAGCUGCCCAGAUCUCCCCUACUACUGCAUCCUCCUCUCCUCAAAUUGAGACCACUGAGGUCAGUGAAACAGGCAUGAAAGAGCUUCCCACAACCUCCACACAAGAGACCCCCACAGAAGAGGCCCUCACACCAGAGGAGACCGCAGCCCUUCAGCCCUCCACUCCGGUCAUAUCCACGCCAGCCCCCUCUGAGGUCAACCCGAUCGUCAUCUUGCUGCCCGCAGACGACCUUGACCCGUCAGGAGGUCCAGGUACAGACAGCGAAGACAGUGGGGUGCUGAGGGAAGCCACAUCUUGGGAGCACACAGACGCACGUUUGCAAGAGAGCUCCAUCUACUGUGAAGAGUAUCCAUCCUCCUCCUCCUGCUGUUUGGCCUCCCUGCAGGAGCAUCUCCUGAAGCAGUGCUCGGCAUUGUUGGCCCUGCGGAGGUUGCGCAAGAGGACCACUGAGCGACUCUCGGAUGCCUCCACAUCAUCAUCAUCAUCUUCUUCUGAGCAGCAGAGUGUCUCCCCCACCUCUCCCAGCCUGCAGGAGGACUCCAAGCCCACUAAAGACCUUUCCUCUUCCCCCAUUGAGGAGUCAUCCCCUCCUGAACAGCCUCCGACUGUCCCUGUGGUUCAGCCCGUGGUUGACCCGCUGGGUCUUGCGCCCAGCCUGGCCCCGUCGCUCUCCGAAGCCUUCUCCUCCGACCCGCCCUCUCACAAAGCCACCCCCGCCAUAGAUCUGAGUGAGUCUUCGGUCUCGGACACCCGAGCUGAGGGCAGCGAGGAGACGGAGGUCCACAGGAGGAGGACCCCUGCGCCCUCGUCCACCGCCUCCUCAUCCCUCUCCGCCACCACCACUGUCCAAGAGGACGUUAGCUCCGGAGAGGACACGACCAUGGGGCCUGCAGAGGUGGACCAGCCUGGUGCAGAGCCAAAAGUUUCCUCUCCUGCCCCCAGCGGUGAUGUAUUGGAGCAGGCUGCCUCCCUACCAGCACAGCCCUCCGCCAGCACAGAGCCACCUUCCCACCCAGGCCCCGAGGACCACCCCCCGGGGGUCCCAGAGGAGCUCCCACCCUCACCCCCCUCCACGGAGGCCUCGGAUGGGCUGGUGGCCACCGGAGAGCCCAGGCUGGAGGACCUCUUGGAGGAGGCGAUGCUGGGGGGGUCGGCCGGCAUGGGCCAGCUGCCGGUCUCUGGUACUCCCUCCUCCUCGCUGGAGAUGCUCUCGGAGAUGGUGAAUGCCACAGAAGUGGCCGGCGGGGGCAGUGGCCAGGGGCACGGCUCUGGCCAGAAGGAGUCUGUGUUCAUGCGGCUCAACAACCGUAUCAAAGCCUUGGAGAUGAACAUGUCUCUCAGCGGCCGCUACCUGGAGCAGCUUAGCCAGAGGUAUCGUAAGCAAAUGGAAGAAAUGCAGAAGGCUUUCAACAAGACCAUCAUCAAGCUCCAGAACACCUCCAAGGUCGCUGAUGAGCAGGACCAGAAGCAGACGGAGUCCAUCCUGACCCUCCAGGGCCAGCUGGAGAACGUCACUGAGCUGGUGCUCAACCUGUCUGUCAGAAUCAGCCAGCUGCAGACAGAGGUGUCAGACAGGCAGAGUUACCUGCUGCUGUGCCUGGUGCUGUGUCUGCUGUUGGGCCUGGUCCUCUUCAUCAACCACUGCCGUCUGGCCUCCAUCCCUCCCACCGCCCAGCCCGACCUCACCCACACCAGCAGCUACACCUACUGCUGCCCCGAGGGGUCUGUGCCUGGCUGUGAUGACCUGGGGCUGAAGAGGAGCGCGUCCUACCCUCUCCUCCAGCGGGCCUUCCAGAUCCCCACCACAGAAGGGCCAGCUGACGCUUACAAUGUAGAAACUUCCAGAAAUCCCCUCUUGAAUAAAAAGCAGAAGAAGCGCUGUAAAAAGAAGGUCGAGACGCUAAGUGCCGUCGUGGUCCCCAGCGCCGCCCUGCCACUGGCUAACGGAGGACCCCAGGGUGGACUCCAGCCCCCCGUGGCGCUCCGGGACGGCCAGUCCGAGGGCAGCUCGGAGGGCUCGUCGCACUCAGACGAGCCGUCCUUCUGCGGCGUGGCCGCCUCCUGCCGGCGCCUGUGCGACAGCCUGCCGCCGCAGGGCCGGACACGGGCCGAGCGGCGGGCCUACAAGCGGCGGCGCUCCAAACCGACCGGCUCCAGCGGCGUGGUGGAGCUGCUGCAGGCCCCGCGGCGGCGGAGUGACCCCGUGCUCUCCGGAGGCACCGGGAUGACCUCCCUGCAGGACCUGAUGAAGGGCAAGAAGGAGAUGAGCGCGGGGACCCUGGGGGCCAUGGCCAUCUCUGGGCCAACUUGACAUUGCUCACCAGGCCCAGCAGGGGGCGCUGUGGCACCAGUGCCUGUGCACUGGGAGCUGGAAAGAGGCCUUGUGAAAAGCAGCUCCUGUGGACUUAAGUCUCAUGCACAGGGAAAGGUGGGGAGCUGACCCCUGCCCUGCUUAAAGCACUUCAAAUGGGACGCUGCUCAUGCUACCACUAUCCUACUCCCUAGUAAUUGUAAAAACAAAUUGCACCUUACUCACCUGAGUCCAGGUGUAGAUGUUUUAGGGCUAAUAUUGAUGAGGUGUUCUGUUUUCCUCGCAAAUGCAGGAAAAUGGUACACCAGGUUUGACCUGUCAGUCUAGAGGUAUGUUCAGGUAUAGAAACUGUGAGGGUCAUUUGUGAAGACUGGCGACUGUUGGUAGCUGCUGCUCUUGUCACUAAUCAGCUGCCAAUGUGACAAUCACUGAUGCCACAGACAUUUCAUUCAUCAAGUUGUAUGAAGCAGCUAUCAGUUUCCAUUGUAGGUGUACAAUGUAGAAAAGGACAAUCACUUUGGGCUUUUAGUCAGUAGUUUACCAGUCAUGCCUUUAACCAGAUUUAACCAUAAAGCAUAAUGUCCGGUUUGCUGUAUAAAGACACUGAACCAUAAAACAUUUUUUUUGUUUUUUUCUAUUUAUUUAUUUUUAAACCUAUUUUGCCAGAGGUGAUUUUUCCAGAUAACCUAUUCUUCCAUGGCUUUGUAAUAUUUUCAUGAUGGUCAUUCACUGUAUUAAAUCUGGGCACCUAAAAGGUACCCAACAUGCAGUCUGA